GGCGGGGCGGCGGGAGCGCGUGGCGCGGGAAUGGAGGCGCACCGGGACAUGCUGGAGCAGCUGGAGAGUCUGGCCGUGGCGCCGGACGGGCAGCGGGCGGCCGGCUCGGAGAACGCGCCGGGCCCUGCGGGGGACGCUGGGGAAGCCCGGCAGGACCCGCUGCCCCCGCUGCCUCCGCUGCCCGCAGCCGCCGGGGAGCGCCGCACGCCGCAGCCCUCCUGGCCCCGCGCCCCCGUUGUGACCGUGCUCUCGUCGGACUCGGACAGUGAUGCAGAUUCRCAUUCAUCAGCUACAUUCUCCUCUUCACUUUCACCAGUAUCUGAUGAAGAUGAUCAUCCAAAUGAGAGGGAUAACAAACCUUACUGUAUUAAAACAAAGGAUGAAUUGACUCUUGAUGCACUACCUCCUGUUGAAGACUUACAAAUAAUUCUGCCAGAUGAUGUUGAACUGAAGCUCUUUGGGACAGUUUCCAGUAUCAUUGAGCAGCUAGUAAUAAUUGAAUCGCUGAGCGGCCUACCUCCAGUAAAUGAAGAAAGUAUAAUUUUUAAAGAGGAUCGGCAUGCAGCAGGAAAGAUAUUUGAGAUAUUUGGUCCCGUUUUACAUCCUUUUUAUGUGAUAAGAUUUAAUGGCUCUGAUCAUAUCAAAGCAAAAGGUAUUAAUGUGCAAGAUAGCAUGUAUUUUGCUCCAUCAGUGAAGGACUUCACCCAGUAUAUAUUUGCAGAGAAACUAAAACAGGAGAAAGGUUCAGAUGCAUCUUGGAAGAAUGACCAAGAACCACCACCUGAAGCUUUGGAUUUCAGUGAUGAUGAAAAAGAAAGAGAGGCGAAACAGAAGAAGAAGCCUCAAAAAGGAAGGAAGAAACUCAGAUCAGAAACAGUUCCAUCAGGUGAGAAUUCAGGACUUCGACAAUCAGUACACCAGCCUCCUUCAAGUAAUUUGAGACCACGCCRUGGCAGAGGGUUCUCCAGGGAGUCCCUUCCUCCUCCACCAGGCCCUCGAGGGUUCUUUAGACCAAAAUUAAGACCACCACAGCUAUACUCCUCAGACAAGAGGAUGCACCAGGAAUCACCAGUGUUUCCACAACCUCCUAGAAAAGAAAAUCCAAUGAUGCAACAGUAUUCCUUUCCUCCUCCAGUGUUUGGUUCUGUCAAUGACGGGCAUCAGUUCCGCCCUCCGCCUUCAAAUACGAAUGUGAUGUGGAGAGGCCCAAGCACGUACAACUCAUCGUAUUCAUUUGUGCCACCUCCGCCACCACCACCGCCACCACCUCCUCCAGAUAGCCAUCCUCCUCAGUUCAGGCCUUACUAAGUUUCCAUACAUGUCCAUAUUGAGCAUUGCAGUUUAUAGGGAGAAAGAACAGGCUGCCAAGACUGUUCCUUUAUCUUGGAGUUGCUUUCUUUUACUACAGCAGUAGAACAAAUGCAGAGUGUUCUGCUUUGUGAGACAUCCAUAGAAAUUUUUUUUUCUACAUGUGUUUUCUGUUUCCUAAAAUAAAUUUAUAUGAUAAAAGUAACUGAAUAUUAAGUAAUGRUUUAUUUUUAUAUUAUCUACUACUUCUAAGCUGAUAAAUAAAAGCCUUUUGGAGACUGGUA
Messenger RNA from Malurus melanocephalus (red-backed fairy wren), 1592 nucleotides. RefSeq names its product nuclear assembly factor 1 ribonucleoprotein (gene NAF1). The record is from RefSeq and is a predicted model, not a curated record. Gene Ontology annotation, cellular component: sno(s)RNA-containing ribonucleoprotein complex. Gene Ontology annotation, molecular function: RNA binding. NCBI's taxonomy places the organism in Eukaryota, Metazoa, Chordata, Aves, Passeriformes, Maluridae. The transcript has 8 exons. Gene Ontology annotation, biological process: pseudouridine synthesis; box H/ACA snoRNP assembly; ribosome biogenesis. Bases 31 to 1308 code for a protein of 425 amino acids.